Molecule: messenger RNA, 711 nt
Organism: Oncorhynchus kisutch (coho salmon)
Lineage: Eukaryota; Metazoa; Chordata; Actinopteri; Salmoniformes; Salmonidae
Product: CMRF35-like molecule 7
Exons: 2
Coding region: 250-711 (153 amino acids)
Cellular component (GO): plasma membrane
Molecular function (GO): transmembrane signaling receptor activity
Source: RefSeq, a predicted model, not a curated record
GUACCCACCCUAGUCACACCCUGACCUAACCAAACUAUAUAUAGAAAACAGAGAUAUCUAAGGUCAGGGCGUGACAUAUUACAACAUAAAGCCAUACAUUAUGUUUUAAACAAUUAGGUAGACUUGUAAUUCAUGUUUGUUCUGCCAGUCUGUUCCCAGGGAGCAUCCAUCGAUAUCAUGAUUAUUCUGCCCACCUCUGAAUAUACAUUUAAUUCACCCCAACCCUGGAUCUCUGUGUGAUGCGCGAGAAUGAGCUUGCUUUGUCUGUAUUGUUUCUGUUUCCAUAUUCCAGGCUUCCCAGAUGUGUCGGUGAGGAGCAACAUGGUGUCUGGUAAGGAGGGGAACAGCACCACUGCCGAGUGUCUCUACAGUGACAUCAUGGAUGACAGUGAGAAGAUGUGGUGUUGGAACGGGAAACCUGCAGGGAACUGGAGCUCCUGCUUGACUGCAGAGGGAGAGCAGGCGUCUCAGGACCGCAUGGAUUUGAUCAUCACUACAUGGAGUCGCACCUUCACUGUGACAAUGAGACAUCUGGAGAUGAACGAUAACGACUGCUACUGGUGCAUAGCAGGAGACAAGCAGAUCCCGGUGUACAUCUCAGUCCUCAAUGCAUCUAACGCAUCAAUAUCUCCUCCAACCAUGAAUCUGAUUACUUUCCCUUUGGUCUUGACUCUGAGAGCAACGGAGGAUGAUGACUCAAGGUGGAGGUGA